Caenorhabditis elegans is the source of this 921-nucleotide messenger RNA. The record is from the annotation of a RefSeq genome assembly. NCBI's taxonomy places the organism in Eukaryota, Metazoa, Nematoda, Chromadorea, Rhabditida, Rhabditidae.
AUGGACAAUAUAAUACGAUCUGUGCUUAUUUAUUUUUGGUAUCUUUUCUUCGACACAUCACUCCCUGCUCAGACCUUUGCUCUUGUUGCAAACGCUCUCCAUCUGUUCAUUUUAUUCCAAAAACCACUCCGGUCCAAUGGAAUUUUCAAUUUUAUGACUGCAAUAUGUAUCUCUGACAUUUUGAAUUACAUCUUAUCGUUUCCCGAUUCAGCAGACAAUUAUAAACACGAUGUCUAUCAGGCAUACAUAUGGUUAGACACUCCAACGUGCCCGAGACUCGCAUUAGGUUGGAAUCUAAUUGAUAUUCCAAAUCAACUGUUGUCCACGUUCUACAGUAUAACUCGAGUAUACUCAAUUUGGUUGGUUGUUGUAAUGUCUUCUGUGUAAAGAGAUCUCACCAGAAUGGCAACGUAAUGCACUACUUUUUUGUAACACUUGUGUCAAAAAUUCUCAUUUAUACAUUCGUUUAUCUUGUCGAUUUAUACCAUCACCUGAAACCUUCUAGUUCGAAAAUGUUUGCGCACUUAAAAACUGACAUAAAGUUAUCACGAGUUUCAAAAAGAACUCUAGGAUAUAAUAUGAACACCCAUCCAACCAAAGAACUGAUUCCUUCAGACAACAUGAAUGUAAUUGUAAUCCAUAAUAUCAUUAUUGAUGUGUUAUCCGAAUUCUUGGAUUCACUUUGCAUCAUAUUAGCUCUUUUUUGUUUAAUUUUCCUCAACUGAAAAAUGAGGAUGCCAGUGAGGAAAGGGUACAUCAGUUCGCCUUAUUGUCUUUCUAUUAUGCAAUGUUCACAGUGAGAGCUGUGAAUUCAUUAUCUCAUAUUGUGAUUUGUGCGAAAAUGGCGACCGUAUACAGAGUGGAAUUAAAUCGUAUUUUCUGUAAAAAGAAACCCAUGUUUGUAAAUAAUGUUCGUCCUCU